Messenger RNA from Cryptococcus deneoformans JEC21, 1505 nucleotides. RefSeq lists its product as hypothetical. The record is from RefSeq and is a predicted model, not a curated record. The coding region runs from base 179 to 1462 and encodes 427 amino acids. Lineage: Eukaryota; Fungi; Basidiomycota; Tremellomycetes; Tremellales; Cryptococcaceae. The transcript has 3 exons.
GACACCUCCAGAGCAGCUGUAAACUUCCAUACGACGUGCUCCUCUACUUUUUGCCUCCACCUUCCACAUCGCGUCUGCACGUCUCUCGCUUCACAGUCCAUUCAAGUCCAUUCUACCAUAUAUAAACGUCUCAAUUAUUAAAGCUACUACUUCCUUACCUUAUUGCCUACCUCCAACAAUGUCAGAUCGACAGCUCAUCGAUGAUUUUGCCGAGAACGAUCCUGUCGAAUUCGAGGAAGACGACGUCAACGCAUGCAACGAGCAAGAGUUCCUCAUCAUCUUGGUAAUCGUGUUGGCCAUCUAUACGACUUACCACGGCAAAUUUCGUACCCUACCUAAAGAGCGCUUCCCUGAUAGGUCAAACUCCGUCCUUACUAGUUCUCUUAAAGUGCAGGAAUACCUAGAGCACAGGGGUCGAUCCAUGCGACAUCACCUCGGGGUCGGCUUAGAGGUCUUUAUGCUUCUAUUGCGCGAGUUUGAAGAACAUGGGAUACAGCUUGCUUCGCAUGAUGCUACGGCAGCAGAGCACCUUGCUAUUGCUUUAGCUUAUUUGCGGAAGAAAACAUCAGUUAACUGGAUAGGCGAAGAGUUCAAAAAAAGCAAUGAGUUUAUUUCCUUCUGUAUCCACGAUGUAGUAAAUGCUCUCACUUCGAAAGUCAUUUAUGACCGCUGGGUGAAGUAUCCCACUGGUCGGGAGCCGCCAAAUGCCAAAGUAGCCGAUGAUCCCCUGAAUCGAUACCGACAUUUUCAUGGUGCUGUCGGAUCGAUUGAUGGAACGCACAUUGCUGUCAAAGUUUCGCCGAGGAUGCAGCCCGCCUACCGCAACAGAAAGGGCGUUGUAUCGAUUAAUGUGCUUGCUGCAUGUGACUUCGACUUGAAGUUCACGUACAUCAUUGCUGGUUGGGAGGGAAGUGCAAACGACUCCUUUACCUUCAAUCAGGCUGUUCAUAGAUACAACUUCCCCCAGCUUCCUUCUAAUCGCUACUUCCUGGCCGAUGCUGGAUUUCCUAUAUGCGAUCAGCUGCUGACGCCGUAUCGUGGCACCCGGUAUCACCUGGCGGACUUCCAUCCAAGCCGCGGCGCUCCCCAAUCUGAGAAAGAAGUAUUCAAUCUCGCACACGCCCAACUCCGUAAUAGCGUCGAGAGAAUCUUCGGAAUCACAAAACAGCGCUGGGGUGUCUUGAGUGGGGGUCUGGAGAAAUUCAAAGGCGGUAUGCAGUCACAGAUCAUUCUGGCCUGCUGCGUCCUGCACAAUAUGUGCAUUUCUAUAAAAGACCGGGUGCCCGAGCGAGACGUGGGUGAAGCGGAUGAAGGGGGAGACAUGGAGGAGGAAGUAGAAGGAGAUGAGGAAUUGAGGGUGGUUGGCGAGACAUCAAAAUCUCGCGGAGAAGCUCGCCGAGCGGAAAUUUCCAGAUCAAUAUUUGAAGCCCAUUCACGUGGUCAAGGAAGGAUCCGCCGGUGAAAUAGAAAGAUAAGUUGUGGACAUAGAAGAAAACAGUUCCGAG